AUGGUGUUUGAGCUACUAUCGGAUGUUGGAACCACAACAUGGCUGGCCGUCCUGCUCGUCUUGGUCCUGUCCUGGUACUGGACGGCCAGCCAAUCAAAAAACCUCCCACCGUCACCUGGGAUAGCUUUACCUUUCAUCGGACACAUGUAUCUGCUGGAGAAGAAUCCCAGAAAACAGUUCGAACGGUGGGUCAAGCGGUUCGGUCCGGCGUUCAGCUUGAGGUUUGGGAUGAACCAAGUCGUGGUGCUCAACACGUACGACGUGCUGAAAGAGGCGCUGGUCAAGCAAGGUGACCACUUCUCUGACCGGCCAACAACGGGAUUUGUCGCGGCCAAUCUAUCCUUUCACUCCAAGGGCGUUAUUUUUUCAUCAGGCGCCAACUGGAAAGAACAGAGAACGACAUCACUUGCCAUUUUGAGAACAUUUGGCAUGGGGAAGAAUAUUUUGGCUGAUAAAAUCUCUUUUGAGGUUUCUAAAUACAUUGAAGCACUUUCUGAAAGUGGAGGAAAACCUACGGACAUCAGGACUCUCACCAACAUCAGCUUCUCAAAUGAUGCAACUGUAGCCGGGUACACCAUCCCCAAGGGGACACAAGUCUUGCCUUACCUGGACGCCGUCCUGAUGGAUGUAAAAAUCUGGGGCGUAACUUCCGUCCAGAGCGUUUUCUUGACGAUCAAGGCAACAUCCAAAACAGAGGAACUCAUUCCUUUCUCCUUGGCCGACGUGUUUGUUUAG
Molecule: messenger RNA, 735 nt
Organism: Physella acuta
Lineage: Eukaryota; Metazoa; Mollusca; Gastropoda; Physidae
Product: cytochrome P450 2C70-like
Molecular function (GO): heme binding; monooxygenase activity; oxidoreductase activity, acting on paired donors, with incorporation or reduction of molecular oxygen
Source: RefSeq, a predicted model, not a curated record